AUGAACAUACACAGCUACGAAAAAGUUGUGGUUUCUAGUUUGGAUGGGUAAGGAACCUAGAAAUAUAAGAAAUAUUUUAAAACUAUAAAGUAUUAAGUGUUCACAUAAUUCUGUGCCCCACUCAGAGCGAAUUUUUAUGAUUAUGAGGCACAGAAUUAUAUGAACUAAAACCAGAAAGACUAAGGCUAAGGCUAAGGCUAAGGUUAAGGCUAAGGCUAAGGCUAAGGCUAGGGCUAAGGCUAAGGCUAAGGCUAAGACUAAGGCUAAGACUAAGGCUAAGGCUAGGGCUAAGGCUAGGGCUAAGGCUAAGGCUAAGGCUAAGGCUAAGGCUAAGGCUAAGGCUAAGGCUAAGGCUAAGGCUAAGACUAAGGCUAAGACUAAGGCUAAGACUAAGGCUAAGGCUAGGGCUAAGGCUAAGGCUAAGGCUAAGGCUAAGGCUAAGACCAAGACUAUCAUUCAUCUUGUCUGUUCUAUGUAUUAUAUUAACCAUGACGUCAAGACUACAAAACUACGUAUUCGCUCGCUCUUUCUUGCCAUUAUUUAA
Messenger RNA from Bursaphelenchus okinawaensis, 544 nucleotides. The record is from the annotation of a GenBank genome assembly. Lineage: Eukaryota; Metazoa; Nematoda; Chromadorea; Rhabditida; Aphelenchoididae.